Messenger RNA from Acanthocheilonema viteae, 276 nucleotides. Lineage: Eukaryota; Metazoa; Nematoda; Chromadorea; Rhabditida; Onchocercidae. The record is from the annotation of a GenBank genome assembly.
AGCAAUUUUGUGCUUACAAUUGAAUUCGAAGAACCAUUUCGUGGUAUAAUCUACAGCGAGAAAGGUUUCCCUAAUUGCAUCUAUGUGAAUGCAUCAAUUCUGACCAAAUUAUCCUAUACCAUUAAGGUACCAUUGGAUGGAUGUGAAACGACCUAUAAUUCGGAUGGCAACCUUGAAAAUGCAAUCAUUGUUCAGGAAAAUCCUCUAUUUGUAGAUGAAACUGAUAAGAAAUAUCUGUUAACAUGCAUUCCGGUAUCUCCAACAACACUCAGGUAA